AUCUAGCUAUCAUGCAUCCCGGACGCACAGGCUCUCACAAUGUUCCACGAGUAGAAAAGUAUCACAAACCAACCACAAUUUCUACAGAGUUAUCACUGAUUUCUACUAGCACCUUCAUUAGCAACAACAACCACGGUGGUACAAGCAGAAGCCACUAUAAUUCUAGCGGUUCUAAGAGAAAUAGGAAGAACACAACACCGUGGCAGAAAAAUGGUAAAAAAACCCGCCACUAACAACGAUGAAAGACAGUGCUGGGGGUGUUCAACAUCACUUGAGCUUUAUGACAACCCAUGGAAGAUCAAGAAAGCCUUGACUUCGAGCGAUCUUGGGAAGUUGAACCGGCUCUUGUUCGGGUCAAAUUUGCUGCAGAAUUUUAUGGUGCCGGUGCUCGGUAGAGAUGCUCAGAGAGACGCUGAGAGUGGAAUGCGAACACCAGUUAGGGUUUGGGAUGUUGACACCAUGUCCAUGCACCAGCUGGUUCUCAAGCGUUGGGCUUCUUCCAAGAACUACGUCUUGAUUGGGAGAUGGAACAGGGACUUUGUCAAGAGAAGGGUGUUGAAGAAAGGAGAUGAGAUUGGUCUUCAAUGGGAUUCUUAUAGAUCCUGCUUCAACUUCUCCGUGCUUAAGCGGAUUGAGCAGACAAACAGUGACUUCAACCCCAAACCUACGUAAGUCAGAACAAUCUCAUGACAAAUGAUGAUCUACACACUUGAUAUUAGUUCUAUUGGCUGAUAAUCAUAUGUUGGUUAAAAGGGGUUGUCUAUAUAACUCAUUAUCGAAAUUGGAUUAAAUCACUCAUGGCAUAGAUGUACCAAUCAUAUUGCAACAUGUGUUCUUAUAUUAUCCACAUCACUUAAU
This is a messenger RNA of Lotus japonicus, 858 nucleotides long. RefSeq names its product B3 domain-containing protein At2g33720-like. NCBI's taxonomy places the organism in Eukaryota, Viridiplantae, Streptophyta, Magnoliopsida, Fabales, Fabaceae. Bases 211 to 672 code for a protein of 153 amino acids. Gene Ontology annotation, molecular function: DNA binding. The record is from RefSeq and is a predicted model, not a curated record. The transcript has a single exon.